UUGGCAGUGUUGCCAAAUGUAGCAACGAAACCAGAUUUAGCUGCUGGAUUUAGAUUUAGUUUUUUUUUAGCUACUGCCACCAAUAAGCCCAGCAAAAUUAUAGUUAAUUUUCAAUUAAUUAAUGUAAAAUGAGUGUCCUGCCGUUUGUGCGCGGUAUUGACUUUACCAAAAAUGAUUUUAGCAAAACAUUCCCUAGCUCCAUGCGCCAAAUGCUACGGGUGCAAUGGCUCAAUUUGGAUCGCACCCAAUUGCAAGAAGUGCCCGAGGAGCUGGGCCAAUUGCAGAAACUGGAGCAUUUGUCCCUCAAUCACAAUCAGCUGGAAAAGAUCUUUGGCGAGCUGACAGAACUGACAUGCCUACGCUCUUUGGACCUGAGGCACAAUCAAUUAAAGAAUAGCGGCAUACCGCCGGAGCUGUUCUAUCUGGAGGAACUGACCACAUUGGAUUUGUCGCACAACAAGCUUAAGGAAGUGCCCGAGGGCCUGGAGAGAGCCAAGAAUCUGAUUGUUUUGAAUUUGAGCAACAAUCAAUUGGAGGCCAUACCGACAGCUCUAUUUAUCCAUUUAACCGAUCUAUUGUUCCUGGAUCUAUCGCACAAUCGUCUGGAAACAUUGCCGCCGCAGACACGCCGUUUGGUUAACUUAAAGACGCUUGACCUAUCGCACAAUCCUUUAGAGCUCUUCCAGCUGAGGCAAUUGCCUUCGCUGCAGAGUCUAGAGGUUCUCAAUAUGAGUGGCACUCAGCGAACUCUAUUGAAUUUCCCCACCAGCUUGGAUAGCUUGGCGAAUCUUUGUGAACUGGAUUUGUCGCACAAUUCGCUGCCCAAACUACCGGAUUGUGUAUACCAAGUGGCUACAUUGGUGCGCCUCAACCUGAGUGACAACGAGAUUAAUGAACUUAGCUCCAGCAUGGAAUUUUGGCAGCGUCUAGAGUCCUUGAAUCUGUCAAGGAAUCAAUUGAUCACUCUGCCGGCAGCUCUCUGCAAGUUGUCCAAACUGCGGCGUCUCUUUGUCAACGAUAACAAGCUCAAUUUCGAGGGCAUACCAUCGGGAAUUGGUAAACUGGGCUCGUUGGAGGUAUUUUCGGCAUCAAAUAAUCUUUUGGAAAUGGUUCCAGAGGGUUUGUGCCGUUGUGGCAGCCUCAAGUCGUUGAAUUUGAGUUCAAAUCGUCUGAUAACAUUGCCGGAUGCCAUACAUUUGCUCGAGGGAUUGGAUCAAUUGGAUUUGCGAAACAAUCCCGAAUUGAUAAUGCCCCCCAAACCGAGUGAGGCCAGCAAGGCGACCAGCUUGGAGUUCUAUAACAUUGACUUCAGUCUUCAGACGCAGCUUCGCUUGGCCGGGGCGGCUGUGCCCAAUUCCAUAAUUACAUCGGCGGCAGCAAGUAGUCCCAAGGAUGCGACAGCUCGCAAGAUACGUUUGCGACGCGGUCCACGACAAGAUCAGAACGAUCAGGAGGAUGCCGCUAAGGUAUUAAAGGGUAUGAAGGACAUUGCCAAGGAUAAGGAAAUCGAUGUGGAUCAUCAACCGGAAUCGCUGAAACCCAAACGCUGGGACGAAUCCCUCGAGAAACCCCAAUUGGACUAUUCGAAAUUCUUUGAGAAAGAAGAUGGCCAACAGAUCGGUCUGACCAUAUGGGAAAUUGAGAAUUUUCUGCCCAAUAAGAUCGAGGAAUGCGUCCAUGGGAAGUUCUACGAGGGCGAUUGCUACAUAGUCCUUAAAACCAAAUACGAAGAGCUGGGCACUUUAACGUGGGAGAUCUACUUCUGGAUUGGCAAUGAGGCGACUCUGGAUAAGCGUGCCUGUGCGGCCAUUCAUGCUGUCAAUUUGCGCAAUUAUUUGGGUGCCCGUUGCCGGACCAUACGGGAGGAGCAGGGUGACGAAUCUGAGGAAUUCCUUGCCCUCUUUGAUACAGAAGUGAUUUACAUUGAAGGUGGACGCACUGCCACCGGUUUCUAUACCAUCGAAGAGAUGAUACACAUAACACGCCUCUAUUUGGUUCAUGCCCAUGGUGCCACCAUACAUCUGGAGCCCGUUGCCGUCCAAUUGAGCUCACUGGAUCCGCGUCAUGCCUUUGUCCUGGAUGCCGGCACGCGUAUACACAUCUGGUUGGGCAUUCAUUCCAAGAAUACCCUCAAUUCCAAGGCUCGCCUUAUGGCCGAGAAGAUCAAUAAGACGGAGCGUAAGAAUAAAUGUGACAUCAUUGUGGAGCGGCAGCAGGAGGAGACCGAUGACUUCUGGCAGGCAAUGGAUGUCACUGUGGAGGAGGGCAAAGAGUAUAGCCCCGAGGAGCAUGUGCCACAGGACUAUACACCCAUCCAGCCGCGCCUCUAUCAAGUGCAAUUGGGCAUGGGCUAUCUGGAACUGCCCCAAGUGGAGCUGCCCGAUCAGAAACUUUGCCACACAUUGCUAAAUAGCAAGCAUGUCUAUGUCCUGGAUUGCCAAACGGAUCUCUUUGUCUGGUUUGGCAAAAAAUCGACACGUCUGGUGCGUGCCGCAGCCGUCAAGCUGAGUCGGGAGCUCUUCAAUAUGAUCGAACGACCGGAUUGUGCUCUGGUUAUGCGUGUACCGGAGGGCAAUGAAAUGCAAAUCUUUCGCACAAAAUUCGCCGGCUGGGAUGAGGUUAUGGCUGUCGAUUUCACACGCACGGCCAAAUCGGUGGCCAAGACGGGCGCCAAUUUGACCCAGUGGGCCAAAAAACAGGAGACCCGCACAGAUCUGGCUGCCUUGUUUAUGCCCCGCCAAUCGGCAAUGCCAUUAGCCGAGGCCGAGCAGCUUGAAGAGGAAUGGAAUUACGACUUGGAGAUGAUGGAGGCCUUUGUUCUAGAGAAUAAGAAAUUUGUCCGUUUGCCGGAAGAGGAAUUGGGUCACUUCUAUACGGGUGAAUGCUAUGUAUUUCUCUGCCGCUAUUGUAUACCCAUUGAGGAGCCUGAACCCGAUGCCGAUGCCAAUGAUUCAGCCAACGAUCAGUUAGAUAGCAGUAAUCGUUCAUCCGCAUCGAAUGCCGCCAAUCCGCCCGAAGAUGAGAUACAGUGUGUUGUCUACUUCUGGCAGGGACGCAAUGCCGGCAACAUGGGCUGGCUGACAUUUACCUUUACGUUGCAAAAGAAAUUCAAGGCCAUGUUUGGCGAGGAACUGGAAGUGAUGCGCAUCUUUCAACAGCAGGAGAAUCUUAAAUUUAUGUCCCAUUUCAAACGCAAAUUCAUCAUUCAUACAGGUAAACGUAAGGAUAAGGCAUUAACUGCCGAUGGCAAGGCCUCGGUAGAGUUUUAUCAUUUACGUUCGAACGGUGGUGCCCUGACCACACGACUCAUACAAAUUCAGCCGGAUGCAGUGCAUCUUAACUCCGCGUUCUGUUAUAUACUCCAUGUGCCAUUUGAAACGGAGGAUGAAUCGCAAUCGGGCAUCGUAUAUGUCUGGCUGGGCAGCAAGGCCUGCAACGAGGAGGCCAAAUUGGUUCAGGAAAUAGCCGAGCAAAUGUUCAAUAGUCCCUGGGUGAGCCUGCAGAUUCUCAACGAAGGAGAUGAGCCGGAGAAUUUCUUUUGGGUCGCAUUGGGGGGACGCAAGAAUUAUGACAAGGAUGCGGAAUAUAUGAAUUACACGCGUCUCUUCCGUUGCUCGAAUGAGCGUGGCUAUUAUACUGUGGCCGAGAAAUGCACCGAUUUCUGUCAAGAUGAUUUGGCCGAUGAUGAUAUCAUGAUAUUGGAUAACGGUGAACAUGUCUUCCUUUGGAUGGGGCCGCGCUGCAGCGAGGUGGAGGUGAAAUUGGCCUACAAAUCCGCCCAGGUGUAUAUCCAACACAUGCGCAUUAAGCAGCCGGAGCGGCCGCGUAAACUCUUCCUAACCAUGAAGAAUAAGGAAUCGCGUCGAUUUACCAAAUGCUUCCAUGGUUGGAGUGCAUUUAAGGUAUACAUCUAAGCCAAGGAGGGGCAGCAAUAGCAGGAGGAGCACGAGGAGAAGCCCAAUGACAUGACAUGACAAUUUUACUUACAAAAUCAAUUCAUACACACACACACAUAAACACACACACAAAAUAUUGCCCUCUCCCCUUUUUGGAAAGUGUUUUUUUUUAAUUAUUUAUACGAUUAACUCUUAAUUAAUGUAGGGAUUUUUAUUAUGUUUUUUUCGCCUCGCCCCCCUUCCCGCAGAAGCCCUUAACUAAUUUAACUAACUGCAAAGUAUUCACUUUUAUUUUAUAUAUAUAUACAUAUAUCAAAAUGCUGAGCUAAAGAGGAUUAACUCCCUUUCCUUUUACAAUAUUUUGUGCUAGUCCUUUUUAACAAUGUUAACCAAUUUGAAGAAUGCUGCAUAUGUACAUACAUACAUAUAAAUAAAUAAAAAUUAUAUAUA
Molecule: messenger RNA, 4346 nt
Organism: Drosophila willistoni
Lineage: Eukaryota; Metazoa; Arthropoda; Insecta; Diptera; Drosophilidae
Gene: fliI
Product: protein flightless-1
Exons: 4
Coding region: 129-3914 (1261 amino acids)
Biological process (GO): actin filament severing; actin polymerization or depolymerization; myofibril assembly
Cellular component (GO): cytoplasm; actin cytoskeleton; nucleus
Molecular function (GO): phosphatidylinositol-4,5-bisphosphate binding; actin filament binding
Source: RefSeq, a predicted model, not a curated record